Molecule: messenger RNA, 7387 nt
Organism: Podarcis raffonei (Aeolian wall lizard)
Lineage: Eukaryota; Metazoa; Chordata; Lepidosauria; Squamata; Lacertidae
Gene: SETX
Product: senataxin
Exons: 25
Coding region: 200-7240 (2346 amino acids)
Biological process (GO): termination of RNA polymerase II transcription
Cellular component (GO): nuclear body
Molecular function (GO): helicase activity; transcription termination site sequence-specific DNA binding
Source: RefSeq, a predicted model, not a curated record
AGGCUCGGAUGCCGGCUCGGUCUCUUUCGCUGGAGCGAGAGGCUUCCGUCGCGUGGUGGGCGGGGUCAGUGCCUGGCGGAACAGCUUGAGCGAGCGGAGAGAACGGGAGAGCGAGAGCCGGAGGCAGCAAGGUUGUCCGCGCCUACGGGCCGGCUGUGGCAGCCACGUUGCCUCACGGGCACCUGUCCGGAGCAGGAGAAUGGAGACGUGCUGUUGGUGCACCCCUAUUGAUUCGGUUGUCACCACCUUAAAGAACUAUGCCUAUUCUUUACUGUCUCCAGAAAGAUUUGCUGCAGCCAACGAAGACCUUUGUUUCUGUUUGGAGUGUGUGGAUGAGUAUCAUAAAGUGAAGGAUGACUGGUCAUCCUUACAUGAGAUCCUGUGGAAUCUUGAAACCACUCGUCUUAUUGCCCAUUUUGAGAAAUCAAUGCCGAAGGAAAAGGAUGACAGCAAUUCGUUGGAUUGUGUUGAGGGGGAAAGGGUGCAAUGCCUGGAUUCUGACAUCGAGAAAAAACUUAGAGUGCCAUUGUUGGAAAUACUGAAAUACCCCUACCUGUUGCUUCAUAAACAACUCAGCAUGCUGUUUGUGGAUGCUAUUUGCAAAAUGGAGGCAAUCAACUACCCCUGCCAGGUGCUUGGGAAACACCCAGGGGUCUAUUUGCUCAUGGUACACCCUAAUGAAACGAUCCGUCGAUGGGCCAUUAUGACAGCCAAGAGUCUGGGAAAGGUGGACAGGGACGAUUACUAUGACAUACAGGAAGUGCUAAAUUGCUUGCUCAGAGUUAUAGAGCUGAACCUCUUUGAAAACGCUUAUGUUUAUAACCCCACAACAGUUGAGAAGGGUAAUCUCAUCUUGUUGCCUGACCACCUGUACGAUAUUACCAGUUACAAAAACUACUGGCUAGGUAUAUGUAUGGUGCUGCUGGUGCUGGAUGAGCAAGCCAUGGAUUCAUUGUUGCUUGGCCCAAACAAACAGAACGACUUUAUGCAAUGCAUAAUAAAUACCCUUAAGAAAGACUCGGAUGAUGAAAGUAACAGUCCCUUCUGGCCUGCACUCCACUGCUUCAUGGUGAUCCUGGAUAAGCUUGGGUCCAAAGUGUGGGGGCAGCACAUUGAUCCAAGUGAGGCAUUUCAAACUAUUAACAACAGCGUGAGUUACAAUAAAGAAAUAGAGAAUAUUCGCCAAAGGUGCAAGAGGACUAGAUCUGUGCCGCUAUCAGAUUGUGAAGAUGAAAUGGUCACCUGCAGCCAACUGGUGUAUGACUACCGCCUAGAAAAGCCACAGAAGGUUACCAGGCAGAAAUCUGCUGCUUGUCCUAAUUACUUCCCUGACUUGUAUGAAGAUAUGAAAACAUUAAUUGAUGCAUUCCAGGCUGACUUUGGCCAAGACAUACAGUUGCACAGCAGCACUUUUCUAUGGCUUAUCCCUUUCAUCCACUCCCUUAUGGGCCUCAGGGAGCUGGGGAUUGGCUACAGCGUACAGGUUGUGAGCCACCUGUGUUUAAAAACGGAUGUCUCUGAGAACUCUGCUGAAUCUUAUGACAAAGUAUCUCAGUUCUUUAUUUGGGUCCUGGUGAUCGUGAUUCAACUCCACCUUAAGAAAAAGUGCCUGAGUUCUCUGUGGGUCAGCGCGGAAAAAUGGGUGCGGACAGUGGUAGCAUGGGCAAAGCUUCCACGUGCAGUGUUCAUGGCUGGCAUCGAGAGAAGGGCAGCCAGGAGCUGCUUAAUAAGCACAGCUACAUCACCAUCUCUGGAAACAGAGUCUGUGCAGUCUUUCUGCAUGAAACUGAUUCGUAAUAUCCUGAAGGAAGGCUUACAUGAUGUGAAGACUCCCGUUUGUAAGCAGUUCUUUCUUGAACUCAACUUGCUUCUCCGUAACCGCAUGAACUUGGAGCUGAGUCCCAAGCAGACUCAAGAAUUGCAGAGUACUCUGAAGCAUAUCAUAAGGACCAUGUGGAUGAAAUCAGGACCUUCUUCCCCCAUGGUGGAGAGCUUUCCCAUUGGUGUAAAUGAAAGGCAGGAAGACAUGCAUCCAGUGAAUAUGUGCAAUGAGCACCCACCUCACUUGUCAGCAGCAAGGAAGGAUGAAGUCUGCCAAGAAGGCGAAGUACAAGAGGGCUCCAUGUUAGCAAACAGAUACAUGUAUGUUCAAAAAACCAUGAGCUGUCACCAGAUACUAGGGAUAGACAUAAAGGUUGAGAACAUCUGGUCAGGGGUGGAGACACCCAGAGCUUCCAGUCCUCUGAUGACAAAGAAUGAUGACAGCAGUGAUGCUUUGGAGAAAAGUGUUGAUCAGAAUGACCUUACAAGCCAAAGGAAACGUCUGAGACCUCUGAGCCCCAUCUUCAAGGCGAAGUUGAGACAACUGCUUAAUAAGUGUAGAAGCAGCACCAUGCUGAAGUCCAAAACAAAGAAGGAGCAGUCAGUUAGAGACCAAAGGAAAAGCCAGGAAGGGCCGAAGAGUGAUAUUGUUGCAGGUAGCGCUGGCAACACAUCGGAUUCAUUGCUCUGCAAAUCGGGGGCAGGCUCAAGCAAGUCUUUCCUUAGUCUGUCAGCCUGUAUGAAAAAUAAAUGCAAGGACGGUCUGGUGAAUUUUGAAACAGGACAUUCUGAUUCUGAAGAAGGCAGCAGUGAUGACAUGAAGGAGAAGAUGCCACUUGACAUUGUGGUGAGGAAUCAGCAGAAUGAAUUUGAAGCAGCUGUCGCUGUCACUUCAACUAGCACAGCAACAGAUCCCCAAAUUAACAUAGUCGUCAAUAAAGGCACCAAAGAAACACCCGUUGACUCUAGGCAGGAAAGCAGCAAGAAAGUUAUGGGCUCUGUUCAAUCUCAGUCUUCCAGUGAAGACUACCCUUCUAAGGCAGCAAAGGGACCAAUCCAUACAAUUAUUAUUUCUGAUUCUUCAGAAGAGGAUGAAAACCAAGGGAACACUAGUACAGAGAGCAGACAAGAUACAACAUGUGUGCGCCAUGAGAAGCAAUCCAGUGCACAGGGGCAAGAGCCAAUGAAUUCCUCACCAACAAAUGCGGAACAUGAAUCACAGUUGUUUGAGUUCGAAUCAGAAGCUGAAAUUUACUCAGAAUGGCAGGACAGCCAAACUAAUGAGGAAACGACAGAGGAGGAGAACCUUUUAGUGGAGACAGACAAUGGCCACAGAGCCACUGACUUGGAAAUAAAUUACUGGGGUUAUGAGUCGAACCCUCAUUGGUUUAAUGCCACUGAAGAAGCAAAAGAGGACCCUGUGCAAAACAGUGAAACUAAAACAAAGCCACAUACACCAGCUCAGAAGGUCAACAUUAGCAGCAGAAAUGCAAUGUGUUGCUCGACUUCCACAGGGAUGGAUGCAGGGUGUUCCAGACACAUAGAUCCAUCAGCACCUACUGCUCCUUCAGAGUCAGCAUCUGCUGUCAAAGAAUCUACUAUUCAGCCAAAGAAGGCACCACCACAGGCAGAACCAGCAAGAUCUACUCCUACUGUGGUCCCACCUGCCAAAGUCCACCAUUUUCCACCCCCAACCUCACUGACAGAGAAUCUUGGCCUGUCAAAGAAAGUCCGUAGAGCAGCUGAACUAUCUCAGCGCACACAGGACAGUCUUGCUGAGUUGCGUCGUCAUGGGGAAAUUGCUGGCAGGGUAGAUGUUGCACAGAAAAGAACAUCACAACUAAUAAAUGCUUCACACCUAACUACUAAAAAUAGAAAAAUGCUUUCUUGCCAAGAACUUCAGUUCUAUAGGCAGACAAGGCCUAAAGAGAGAGAGAAGGGUCAGCACACUCAAAGAGGAAACCCAAGUUCCUCAAUCCUUGAAGCUACAGCUAGUAAAACCAAUCCCUUGACCUCUACCGAUUCCUCCUCUAGCUCUUGUGAUGAGGAUGUGGCUUUGAAAGAGGGAGAGCCACAAUUGAAUGAGAACAUUGAAGAUGACAACUUGUUUCUUACACAGUCCGAUCCAGUGGACAUGGAGCUGUGUUCACAAAUAGAAAGUGGCAGUAACCCCACACACAUGGAAGUCAGUGUAUCUGCAAGCCCACUACAGGAUGCUAAUGAGAUAUGCAAGGAAGCAGGUUCUAAAGGAGCAGCUGAAGCAGAGGCUCACGGCGCAAGCUGUUCUGCUGGUAGCCCACAAGACAAUGCGUCUGCCAAGACUUUUGCACCCCCUAGGCUCUCCACGAUGAAAAUCUUCAGCGUUUCUUCCCGGAAUGCAAACCUCACCAAGGAGCUUGAGAGCAUCCCAAAGCCCCCAGCAGUUCCAAAGAGCAAAUCAUAUUCCUUCAUGCCCCCCACCUCAAAGGGGAAUGGAUUGCAGUCCCAAAUCCCCAUGCCGAACAGCAUUCUCCAACCACAGAAUUCGAACAACGUCCCUCAGUUGCUAAAUGUGCAAAACAACUCUAAUGUGUAUACUGGUGGGGUGCUGCCUGCCUCCAGACCUGUUUCCUGGCAUGAAAUGAAUCCACGCUUCACACAAGCAAACAGCGUGAAUGCCCAGCAGAGAAGUCCUGCCAUAUUUAGUAGAGAAAUCCUGAAGUGGAACUAUGACAUGUUUGCACAGUUCAGUCAGUUUGGGCCACCAGCUUACCUCCUCCAGUCUGUUAUGACUUCUGUUCCAGCCACUUUUAACAAUUACAAUGACUACUUCAAUACUUUCUUCCCCUUAAUGAUGCUAAAUACCUUUGAAACAGUGGCACAAGAUUGGAUAGAGAACCAGAAAUGGAAAGACAAAAGGAAUUUCCAUUUAACUUUGCUGAACUUCAGUCUGGACACAAAUGAAGCAGAUUUUACAGCUAACCUCUCGGAGAGCAAUUUGGGGAGACAGUACCCAAAGCAAGAUGACUUUGUGGUCUUAACAGUGUAUGAAAAGCAAGCCUUUCAUAGCAACCCUCAUGAGGCAGAAAGCCGCCCAGUGUGCCACGUCGGUUGCGUCACUCGUUUUUAUUUUAAAUACAAAGAGCAGGAUGUCGUUAAUCUGUCUGUCAAGACACAAGGGAAUUUGUCCCGUAUCGAGAAGAAAGUAAUGUGCCUCACCGUUUGUUCAUUGUCCACCAUGCAGCGAAUGUUUAAGGCCCUUCUUCUGCUUAACCGAAGCCCUCUAGCCAAAGCCAUAAUCAGCACAGAAUAUUCUGACUUCUCUCUCAUGGGCUCAAAAGUGGACUCUGAGAAUUCUUCUUCGUACAUGAGAGAAUUUAAUGAAGAUCAAAGGACAGCUAUUGAAACAGCUUAUGCCCUUGUGACACAGUCUCCUUCACUGCCCAAAAUUUGCUUGAUCCAUGGGCCACCUGGAUCUGGGAAAUCUAAGACUAUCCUUGGACUCCUUUACUGCCUUUUCAUCGAGAGACCAGGAAAAGAAAAUUCUGUGCAAAGCAAAAUCAAGAACCGUGUGCUGCUGUGUGCCCCAUCCAACGCUGCUGUCGACGACCUGAUGAAAAAAAUAAUUCUUAUGUUCAAGGGAAAAUGCCAGGACAGUAGCAGUCCUUUGGGAAACUGUGGUGACAUCAACUUGGUGAGACUGGGACAAGAAAGCUCCAUCAGCAGGGAUGUCUGGAAGUUUAGUCUAGAUGCCCAGGUCGACCAUGAAAUAAGCAAAGCAGCCCUUGGCAGACAUCAAGAUAUCUGCAAACGAAAAGAAGACCUGGAUCGACAGCUGGACAUUAUUUGUCGCCAGCGUGCUAUAGCAAAAACCCAAAGCGCUGGCCAGCUGCAAUUAUUAGACAAGGAGAUUUGCAGACUUGGAGAGGAAAGAAAGAGGCUCACUGUUCAACUGAAGAAGGAUUGCGGACGAUCGCAAGGCGAUUUGAAAGCGAACAUCAUCCUGAAGUCGCACAUCAUCUGCUGCACACUGAGCACCAGUGGGAGUAGCAUGCUGGCAUCAGCAUUCCGGCGGCAGGGCUGUGACCCUCUGAGCUGUGUCAUUGUGGAUGAGGCUGCACAGUCUUGUGAGAUGGAAAGUCUCAUCCCGCUCACUCAUGGCUGCAAAAAACUGGUCCUGGUUGGAGACCCAAAGCAGCUUCCUCCCACAGUUAAAUCUAUGACUGCUGAGGAAUACGGCUACGGGCAGUCUCUGAUGGAGCGGCUGUGCAGGCAGCUGGAUGCGCAGCUCCAGAAUAAAGUCAUUGACAGGCUUCCAGUCCUGCGCUUGACCACUCAGUACAGGAUGCACCCUGAUAUCUGCCUCUUCCCGUCUAACUACGUCUACAACCGUGCCUUGAAAACUGACAUGAGGACAGAAGAGAACCGAUUCUCUAAGGAUUGGCCCUUCGUACCGUACCUCCUCUUUGAUGUUUUGGAUGCCCAUGAGAUACGGGAGAGCGAUUCCUUCGUCAAUCUCCAGGAAGUGAAACUGGUCGUAGAAUUAAUUACGUUAAUUACAAAAACGAAGAAAAGCAUCAACUAUCGUAACAUUGGGAUCAUCACCCCAUACAGUGCUCAGAAAAGAAGGAUCUUGCUCGAGUUGGAGAAAGAAUUUGGAAGAGAAGAAAAGGGCGUUGCAGAAGUCGACACUGUGGAUGGGUUCCAGGGCCGGGAGAAGGACUGCAUCAUUGUCAGCUGUGUCAGAGCGCAAAGCACGCAAGGGUCAAUAGGGUUCCUGAAGAGUCUGCAGCGUCUGAAUGUCACCCUCACCCGAGCCAAGUACAGCCUCUUCAUCCUGGGACACCUGAAGACGCUCAUGGAAAAUAAAGAUUGGAACGCAUUGAUUCAGGAUGCUCAGAAAAGAGGCUCCAUCAUCAAGACCACCUCCAAAACCCUGUACAACAGUAUUCCUUGCUAUGCAACUGGUGCUAAGAUGAUCCUGAAGCCCACGUCAGUCCAGCAGAGACUGACUAGAGCCACAAUUGGGCAGGUGACCACGGUGGCCACAUCGGGUGAAGCUCCUGCAAAACAUCCCCAGCCAUCAUCUUCUGGUGCUCCUGCUCCUGCUCCUACUCCAGGGAGCAGUAGAGAAUCUCCUGCGCAAGCCCAGCCGAGUCUGGUGGUACCCAGAUUUGGGCAGGUGACCAUGGCGGCCCUGAUGAAUGAAGUCCCUGUACAACAUCCCCAGCCAUCAUCUUCUGGUGCUCCUGCUCCAAGGAACAAUGGGGCACCUCUGAUGACAGCAUCUGGGCACUCCAGUUCCUCAAACCCACAGGCUACAUCUCAGAAUAGGCCAAGAGAUCCGCGGCUGGCCAAGAGGGCAGAGGAAGGAGUCAGAAGGAGCCCCACUGAGAGCCAUAGCCCCACAGAUCCCAAGCGACAGAAGAAAACAGAGUAGCCCCACCUGUAUAAGCAAGAACUCUUAUUGUGGCUGCACCAUGUACAGCCUUUUCCUGUGUGAUCAGCUUUCUGGUUGGUUCCCUGUAAGAUAAUGUAUUUUUUUUUGUUUAAUAUAUUUUUAAUAAACUAUUUUCUUUGAUACCAA